This is a messenger RNA of Odontomachus brunneus, 5729 nucleotides long. It is a transcript of the gene loco, whose product is annotated as regulator of G-protein signaling loco. Lineage: Eukaryota; Metazoa; Arthropoda; Insecta; Hymenoptera; Formicidae. The record is from RefSeq and is a predicted model, not a curated record. Gene Ontology annotation, molecular function: protein binding; GTPase activator activity. Gene Ontology annotation, biological process: signal transduction. The transcript is spliced from 14 exons. The coding region runs from base 459 to 4238 and encodes 1259 amino acids.
ACAAGGUCGAUCACCUUUUUCUCUAGCUUCCUCGACCGAAACAUUCCAAAACAUUCGAUCAUCGUAGAACUUGCUCGGAAUUUACUAUGCGCAAGUUUCCCGGAUUACAGCCAAGAUAACAAAGCAGCGAAUGUUCGCGAGACAUUUCGAUCUGUGCGAUGGGCGUUUCUGUUACUUGACGUCGAGUCGAUUUGUGUUUGGAAUUCGGCACGAUCUGCGAAUGAUCGGAGAAGGUGGGACCAGCAGCAGUAUCCGCUACCACUCGACAGCGACCUCGAGCGAGUUCGGUCGUCGCGCUGGCGAAUCGUCAGGCGAGGAAUGCGCGCUGUAAAUACGCCGAAUACGAACUAUGGAGCUGGAGAUUCAUCGCGGACGCAAUCCCGGAAGUGUCUUCGGCAACGGUGGUAAGUGCACGUGUUUUCCCCACGAGGAUCUCUCUUGACGAGCCGCGAGCAAGCAUGCACCAGAACCAGAGGAGGAAGAAGAAGAGAGUGAAUUACGGCGUGCGGGCGGUCGAGGUGAUCCGCGGCGCGAAAGGCUUCGGUUUCACGAUAUCGGGCCAGCAGCCAUGCAUACUGAGCUGCAUCGUGCAAGGCAGUCCAGCAGAAAACGCCGGUCUGCGUGCUGGCGACUACCUGGUGGCUGUCAAUGGCCACAAUGUCAGCAAGGUGCCGCACGACGACGUAGUGCAGCUGAUUGGCAAUUCCAAGGGUGUGCUGCGACUGCAAAUAGCUGAGAACUACUACUCCGACUCAUCCGAUGAGGAAGGCUUGGCUACUGUAAGAUCCAAGCCUAAAUACGCUCACAAACCACGUGCCACUAACGCCGGUGCUCUGCAACUGCAGUGCAGGGUGGCAAAAGUGGUAAGGGAUCUGCAAAGUGGCGCUAUGUUUCAUGCUGUUGGCUCCAACGCGUUGCCAGAGAAUAAGGAUCAUUAUGGUUACUCUGGCUUGCACUAUCGUUGGAACAUGACGAGUCCUCUGCCACCACCACCACCUCUAGUAUCCCACAAACGUGAUUCUGAGAAAAUUGUUCAUAGGACUGUUGUCGGUUAUCUUGGUACCAUUGAUAUACCGAAUCAAUUGCACUCAUCGUGCAUGAUGCAGGUUUUGAGAAAAUGUAUCAAAAGACUGAAGGCGGAAAAGCGAAAUCCGACGACCGUUCUUCUCACUAUUCAUGUUGCCAAUAUCAAGCUCACCAACUCGGAGAAUCGUGUCAUCGCAGAAUAUCCCUCGUAUCGAAUAAUAUUUUGUAACUCUUUUUCUGAGCAAGAUAAGCAGUAUUUUGGUAUAUUGACUAAAUCCAUGAGGGAUACGGACGAUAUCGUCUCCAAUUCGUGUCACGUCUUUACUAUUUAUUAUAAGUUAAUCGAUCACCAAGUGCAUUCUAGUGCGUGUAACGUGUUCGGUUUUACGUGCACAAAGUCGUCCGAACUGAAUGUUUGUCAGGAGUUCCCCGAUAGCUGUACGAAUCUUAUCGGUGCCAUACAGACAUUGUAUAUAUCCGAUUGCACGAACGGCGAGACGAAUCCUUACAACGAAGCGCGCAUACGUUUGGACACCGCCUCGCCUCAGCCAAGUAACGUUAGCACAUCGACUGCUCACUCCAGCAAUAGCGAUUCUGGGAUUGGUUUCAAGGAUGACUACGGCAGCUGUUCAGGCAAGAACACGGCGAACGAUUGCGGGCGAAGAAGACAAUGUCCUUCAAAUAUGCAAUAUAGGAACGUAACCGCGCGAUCGUCUCGGGAAUCCAUCAGCGAGUCCGCGGGGCAUCGGUUGGCGGUUCGCGCGACGUCGGAAGUGCGAUGGAACAAGGAACUAAAAUUUGACUCGGCAAAAGAGAUGCGGUCGGUGGCGGGGAAUGGUGGGGGCACGACCACCACCUGCGCCCCUGCGGGAACAUCUGCCCCUGCAGCGGCGUUGCGAAGCUGUACUUUGGCCAGUACGUCCGUUGGCUCCCUCGCGUCGGUCUGCACCACGGCGAUGCUCGACGGUAUUGAGGACGACGUCGCCGAAUCCUCCAGGACGAUACCAUCGACGGAGAAGACGAAGCAGCGAUUCGCGGACACGAUCAACAACAAACUUAGCCCGAAAGUGUACUGCGGUCAGGUUACGAAGUCCUUGGUGCACAGCCUGGAGGACGUCAAUUCCAGCAUGGAGUAUGCGCGACCUUUCUGUCACUCGUACACCGCCAAACAGGACAAGCCGCGACCUUGGGGAAGUCUACAGGAAAUUCGGAAUCUCGGCAACAGCGUUUCGGACAAUUGCAUAUAUGGCAGUACGGAGUCUUGCGAUAAGAACAAUGACUGCAAAGGAGUACACAUGUGGGCGAAUGGAUUCGAGAAACUUUUGGAUGAUCCAAAGGGCUUGCAAACAUUCGCUGAAUUUCUCAAGAAGGAGUUUAGUCAUGAAAACAUAUAUUUUUGGGCUGCUUGUGAAAGAUAUAAAGAUACUAAAGACCCUGCUACACGGCAUCGAUUAGCUUGUCAGAUUUACCAACGUCAUUUGUCAAGUACAGCCGCCGAGCCAGUGAACGUUGACAGUCAUGCAUCAGGACAGAUUACCCAGGAACUACUCGACGAAGCACCCGCGGAUCUAUUUCUACAAGCCCAGAAACAAGUAUUCAAUUUGAUGAAGUUCGACAGUUACCCGAGAUUUUUGCGAUCGGAACUUUAUCGUGCUUGCUUGGAGGCAGGUACCGCCAUAGUUAAUACGGAAGACUGUGAUCUACAUCUUACGAGUUCGCCUAGUGUAAAAUUGAAGAAAAGCCACUCUGAUGCGGAAGAUCGUUGUCGAAAAUCGAUUCUUCCUUGGAACAGAAAGAAUAGAUCUAAAUCGAAAGAUCGCGGCGAAACCGAGUACAACAAAGUCCCCAGUCGAAGUGAGACUAUAUAUAAGAGCUUUACCGUCAUUAAAAGAGAAACAGAAGGCAACAAUAAUGAAGACAGCGUAUCGAUAUCCAGUAGUCGAUCAUCGUUAGCGUCAUGGGAUUUGGCACUGCGGCAGUCGUUUAACAAACAUAUGGUAGACACAAAAUGUUCUUCAUCAGUAUUAGCAAGUCAAGAGGUGGAAGUCGUUCUCACAAAAGUUCUAAAGGUGGAAUUACCUUCGCGAAGAGUAAUAAGCGUUAUUGCUCACAAGGGCAAAACGCUGAAAGAUGUCUUGAGGCCUCUUUUAAAUAAGUAUGGUUUCAACUUAGAUUUCAUCAGUAUUUGGAGCGAAGGUCAUUGUGUUCCUAUGGACGUUAUGGCUAUCAAUGUCCCUACACGACUUAUUGUAAUGGCGAAUGAAGAAGAUUUUCAACGAGAAUUGCAUACUGCUAAGUAUCUGGACGAAUUACCACAUGCACAACCAACUUUGGAUGAAAUUACUAACAAAGUAUUCGAGGAGCUUUUGGUUGGAAAGAGUAGGAAUAAAUAUCAGUAUAGCGAAGGGUCAUGUAAGUCUGAUGAUCAGCGUUCAGAAGGAUCUUCCAUAUUAUCCAGUAAAUUUUUCCUUCGAGACUCAACGAUUCACGGAAAGAAGAAAGCCAAAUCUAAAUGUUGCAAUACAAGUGAGAAAGGUAAUACGAAUGAUUGCAUACACGAGGGAGCGCCUGUUAAAUCUCAGCCUCCACUUAUCGCAAAAUGGCGUAACGGUGUAAAAUUGCAGCUUCCAGGCAGAUUCGACGGAGAUGAUUUAUACGAGGGACUAAAAAGAGCACAAAGAUCCAGACUGGAGGACCAGCGAGGAACGGAAAUCAAUUUCGAACUACCGGAUUUUCUGAAGAACAAGGAGAAUGGGAAACCGUCGGAUUGUAACAAGAUGCGAAGGAGCCGAGUGGUAUCGGCCAAUUGCGAGGGCACCGCGAAGUUUUACGAUUCUAACGAGGAUAAGCAAAGCUGCAGCAGCGGAUACGAGUAUCCCGCGCACGUGACGAACGGAGGUGGCGUGAAUGAACGAUUCUCGGCCCUGGUUAAUAUCACGGAGCCUCUGAGUAAGUGCCUCGACAGCUCGUUUACCUUGGACGGCGAUAGAACGUUAGUAGACGGAGAUCAGACGAUCAUAGAGAACGGUACUAAUCCCCAAUCAAAAACUCUACACUCGGGCGGCUACGGUACGGACGCGUCUCGUGCGAAAUUACCGAAACCGCCGCCGUUACCGCCGAAACCGAAAAAUCUCGUCGUGAAUGUAGUGAAGAGCGGUUACAUUGUGUCUCCUCCAAAAUCCUUGCAGAGGCCUAAUCAUGUGAUCGAAUAAAGCAAUCGAAGCUUGCAAAAGUCAUUGUAGAGAGAAAGAUAAUUACUUUUCGCUUUAGUAUUUCGCGCGAUGCCACAUUUGUGUUUGUGCACGGCGAGUAACGCAUCGUUGUGUGUCACGUCUACAAAUUGUUCGACAGACAGGAUUGAUUAUUUGCGUGGAAGUUCACUUGGACGCGGAAGAUAUACAUUAGAAAUGAUUACUCUAAUCGCAUUCUUCGAUUUCCCAUUAUAUAUUCACAUUCCGCAAUCUAGAUUUUAACGGAAACGUUCUGUCCUGUCUAUGCCUUAAAAAUUAGGUGAUAUAGUAAUAUACGCACGAUAUAUGUAUAUUUUAUAUAUUCAGAAUUUUUUAUAUGCCGUCAAGAGCUGUCUUGAUCAGAAAGAAAAACGAAAAAAGUUUAGGUGACGACAAUUCAUGCGCUUAUUAGGUGAUUAUAUAGGAUAAAGGGAAGGAAAGUAAAUUUUGACAAAAAGGAAAGUUCCAAAGGUCGGGAUGCAGUAGAAUAGAUGAAAAGAAGAGAACUGUUUUCAGUAUUCUUGAAUAACUCUAUCGAUUACACACGUUUUCUACAAAAUUACCACCUUGUAGAGUAAUUUUCAUAAAGUUAUCGUACUACACGCACGCCAGACUGUUAUGCGUGCGUUGCUUUGUAACAACGAAGAUACUCAUUGUAGAGAAUUACGCGAAGCAGAUCAUGAAAUGCUCUAUUGUGACAUGCUAAUAUAUUGUAUUACUUGACUACCUGAAUUAGAUAAGGCGAUAAAUUCUCUAAAUUUUAUAGAAAAGAAACUUUAUGCAUAUACUUCGACGUUGUGCCGGCUUUCACUCUUUCGCUGUUGAAGGUAAUCAAAGGCGACCAACGCUCUCCUUGCAUUAUCCUUCAAAUUUUCCAUGUACUAUGAACGAAUAUAAUAGUGUAACGAGACUCUAACAAUUUUAAGUUUUGAACAAUUUUGCAAUGACAAUUUGAUAUCAGCGAUAUUUAACGUUAGUAUAUAAGAAGAUUAUUAGUAAAAACGAUUUUUUGCAAUGCUCUAACAUGGCGUGGCCACUUUCUAGCGUCGCAGUAAGAACAUAAAGUCUUCUUCGUUAGUUAGUUAUUGCAAAGUUAUCGAGCAGCUAUGUAUAGAGACUUCGCACGCGAAAAAAUUAAUAUUCGAUCCAGUAUCAGCAUAUCGAUAACUAAAGGAAUGUUUUUCUGGCAAUAUAAUUGUUGGAUCUUUCGUUAUGUAUUAAAAAUCGCGCGAUCACAGCAUUGUAAAUAUAUUACGUAUUUAUUACACAAAUAUAUAAUAUAAAUAUUAAAUAUAUAUUUAUAAUGCUGUGUGUGUGCGUUUAUAUAAAAGGGAACAUUGUAACGUAGCUCCGAUUGUAACGCGGCGUUGACAACGAAGACAAUGAAUUUAUAAAUCUGUGACAUAACAUUUUUACUUCAUAUAUAUAAAUCGAUAAAUAAAUUAUACGAAUGUUUCGUUUUCUUAUAGAUUA